Messenger RNA from Cokeromyces recurvatus, 4646 nucleotides. RefSeq lists its product as uncharacterized. Gene Ontology annotation, cellular component: mating projection tip; cell division site; actin filament. Bases 120 to 4556 code for a protein of 1478 amino acids. The transcript has 14 exons. The record is from RefSeq and is a predicted model, not a curated record. NCBI's taxonomy places the organism in Eukaryota, Fungi, Mucoromycota, Mucoromycetes, Mucorales, Mucoraceae. Gene Ontology annotation, biological process: actin filament bundle assembly; actin nucleation; mitotic actomyosin contractile ring assembly. Gene Ontology annotation, molecular function: microtubule binding; actin binding; small GTPase binding.
UUUUUUUUUUCCCUCAAAUUAAUGAAAUUCCUAAUAAAUACAUUUUAUUGUACUUUCAAUAACUUCUUCCUUUUCACUUUUUUUUUUCCUUCUUCAUAAAACUUUUAUCUUUUUUUUUUAUGGAGAUAUUUAGUAUAACAAAGAAGAAUAAAAGGAAAGAAGGGGAUUCAACUUUAAUACCUAGUUUACCAAGACAUACUUCAACACCUGGUGAAAAAAAUUCACUUCCUCCUUCCACUUCCUGGAAUUAUUCUUCUCGAUCUUCCUCCAUUUCAAAUGAUGGAUCCUAUCUUACCAACGUAAGCAUAAGUAGCAAUCGACUAAAUUCUCAUAAAAGUUUAGUAGAUUAUAAUGGAUAUAGUGAAGCAGAGAUAGAAGACAUGUUUGAAAAAAUGCUGACACGAAGAGGUAUUCGUGAUAAUGCAGCACGUUCAGUUAUGUUAGACUUUUCAACUGAAAAGAAAUGGUUGAUGAUAUCCCAAGAUAAGCAAGCCAACUUUUCAAAUUUGAAUACACUGAAUUCUUCAUCUGCUAGUACUAAUGUUGGAAAUAACUCAAAUAAAGAGAAUCAUCAUCAUAAUUCUACUCCAAUAACUUCAGUAGACAAAAAUUCUCCUGAGUUUUAUAUUGAAAAAUUAUCGGAACCCGAUACGAAAGGUGUCACUCCACGUCUAAUUGCCCAUUUAGCCGUAAGUUUAAGAACAAUGUCUUUAAGCUGGGUGAGGAAGUUUAUAGAACUGAAAGGCAUACAAAUUAUCACAAGCGUUCUUGAUGUGAUCAAUAUAAGGGAUCAAAAAAAUGAAUCGGACUUGCAGAUGGAAGCUGAAAUUUUAAAAUGCUUUAAAUCAUUAAUUAAUAAUAGAUGGGGCGCCGGAGAAGUUAUUUCACAUCCUCAAUGCGUUUUUCGUAUUGUAUUAUCGCUUGUAUCACCUCCUAUUCAAACACGAAAAUUAGUCUGCGAAAUUUUAGCUUUUGUAUGCCAUGUCGAUUUACCAAAGGGGCAAGAUAUUGUACUCAAGGGCUUAGAUAAAUUAAGUGAACAUCUUGGUGAAUUUGGUAGAUUUGAUGCCUGGUUAAAGUUAUUAGAAGCAACAUUAGAUGGAAGAGGAAAGAUGGGAAGCUUAGUAGGUGCAAGUGAAGAUGUGAAACGAUUAGCAGGAAGUGGUGCACCCGAUAGUCAUUUAAGUGAUUUUGCUUUAUCCAAUAUGAUGUUAGUCAAUUCUCUCGUUACAGUUAUUGAAGAUGUUGAGAUUCGUGUUCAUCUUCGUAAUCAGUUGAAUGCGAGUGGAUUAGAUUCGAUUAUGGAAAAAAUGAUGCAAUUUAAUAACGAGCAACUUAAACGCCAUAUCAAUAUCUAUAGGCAAAUGUGCGAAAAUGAUGUGGAUGAGAUUAUGGACAUUUAUAAUGAAACUAUGCUGACCAGUAUGAAUGAUCCUCGUGCUUGUUUUGAACGUAUUUUGGAAAGAGUAGAGGGUACUCGAAGUUAUAACUUUUUCUUAAGUGCACUUCAACAUCUUCUUAUGGUACAAGCUCAAGGUGAUAUUCAAGUUCGUUAUUUCCAAAUUAUAGACAAGUUAAUUACACAAGUUGUAAUGGAUCGAAAAGGAAUUGAAAAUGAUAGUUUUUCAGGAUCAGGUGUGGUUUGGUCAGUUGGUAUGCUGAUUGAUAAAUUUGCCGAACAAGAUCAGUUAAAUGCUGCCCUAAAGGAGGCGGAAGAAACAAAAAAAAUGUAUGAAAAAGCUAUUAAAGAGAAACAGGAACUUGAAACUGAAAUUAAUUUAAAAGAGGAUGGUUUGAUCGGUAUAUUGCGAGAUAAAACAAACUCGCUGGAGGAUUUAUUACGUAUGUCACGUCAUACUAUAUCUACCCUACAACGGAAAUUGAAGGAUAUUCAACAUGAAUAUGAAAUGAAUAUUGCAGCUCUAGAUCAACAAUUAAGGCAGAUUUAUACAAAAGCGAUCGAUGCUAAUCGUAAAGAUGGAAUUGUUGAAGAUGACCAAAAUGGCCACUUUGUGUUAGGUAGAGAGGAAGUGACGAAGGCAUACGAUCGUCUAAAAGCACAAGCCAUUUUAGAAGGAAAACCAGGACAAAAUGAAGAAGAGUAUAUUCCCCGAGCAGAGGGAUUGUCAGAUAGUUUCAAAGCAUCUCUACUAGGACAACUUAGUGGUGGACCGACUGAAUUUGUUAUUCCUGGAACAGCUCCUCUAAUUGGAUCAACUCGCCGUGUUCCUGUUUCUGGCGGAAGAAAGAAUUGGUUAUCUGAUGCCUCUUCAGCAGAACUUAAUAAUGAUAAUAAAGAUGGCAUAAAGAUGAGUAUCGAGCUUAAAGACCAAGUAGAUCAACUUUUAAGUGAAGAAUCUAAUGAGAUUUCAAAUAACAUACCAGAAGAUUAUUCCGAUAAACCAAUUAGUGCACUGGCUGCAGAAUUGGAACUUAAAUUGAAAAAGCAAAGCAAUAAGGAUAAUUCAACUCUACUUUCCUCUGCUGACAAAUCAACUACCACUAUUAACUCCUCUGAACCUAAUUUUAAGCCUUCAAAACAAUUGAUACAAUCAGACGAACAAAAUAAUGUUUCAAACGAAACUGUAAAUAAUCAACCACCUACUGAUAUACCAUCACCACCACAAAUAUCAUUAUCAACAUUACAAUCUGAAAAAUCAGAAAACCAAAAUAUACCAUCUCCUCCCCCACCACCGCCACCACCUCCACCACCACCAACGACUAAUGGAGCUAUACCACCUCCACCUCCGCCACCGCCACCACCACCGCCAAUGACUAAUGGAACUAUACCACCCCCACCUCCUCCUCCACCCCCACCACCGCCAUCUUCUUUUUCAAAUGGUCAAAUACCCCCACCACCCCCACCGCCACCUCCACCACCUGGUUCUAAUGCAGUACCACCUCCACCCCCACCUCUUCCUGGAACAUUGAAUGCCCCAGUUGCACCUUCUGCACCAACUCGUAAAGUGAUUCGUCAUCAGCCUAAUGUGAAGACAAGGGCACUUCAAUGGACUAAACUUCAAGCCAACUUUGUGGGCAAAACAAUUUGGGGAUCUGAUGAUAUUGAUGAAAUGGCAUUAGAAGAUGAACUUGAUGAGUUAGGAAUCUUUAAUUCUAUUGAAGAAUUAUUCGCGCAAAAGGUGAUUCAAAGCAAGAAACGAGUGAUAAAGGAGAAGAGACAAGAAAUUCGUAUCUUAGAUCCUAAAAAGGCAUAUAAUAUUAACAUCGCUUUACUUUCAAAAUUGAAACGUUAUACAUUUGAAGAGGUUCGAAAAGCAAUUUUAGCUGUAGAAGAUGAUAUCCUUACAGAAAAUCUUUUGAUUCAUUUGCAAGCUAAUGUACCUACAGCAGAAGAACAAGGCAAACUGUCUGUAUUUGUUAAGAGUGCCUCAGAGGAAGAGUUGGAGCAAUUAUCCAAACCUGACAGCUUCUGCGUUGAGAUGUUAAAAAUUGAUCGAUAUAAGGAAAGAAUAGACAAUAUGCUAUUCCGUGCUACAUUUGCAGAGAAACAUCAACAGUUAUCUCGAAAUAUGAAAUCUGUCUUGGAAGCUUCUAUUGCCCUGAAAGAGUCAAAAGCAUUCAAAGAGUUAUUAAAGUUCAUUCUAGUUAUGGGCAACUUUAUGAAUGGAACUACUUUUCAAGGAGGCGCUUUUGGUAUUCGUAUAGCAAGCAUCAACAAGUUGGUUGAUACUAAAGGAACAGAGAGCAAUACUACUUUACUUCAUUUCUUGGUGGAUUCUGUUGAAUCUAAAAUCCCUCGUCUUCAUCAUUUCUUGGAUGAUCUUCAAGAAAGUGGCAAUGCUUGCAAAGUUACGUUACAAGAUAUGGUUAAAGAGUAUAAUGAAAUUCGUGUGGGUCUACAGAAAUUAAUACAGGAACUAGAUAAUCAUUAUCCAGAAACAGAAGAUGAGGACGAAAAUACAGAAGAAGGCGACAAUUAUGCACAAAUAAUGAGAAACUUCAGAAAUGAAGCGAUUGAAAAGUUUGAAGAACUUGAAGUUAGAUAUACAUCUAUGGAUGUAGCUUACAGAGAUGUUGUAAGCUACUAUGGUGAAAAUCCUGAUCAAAUGAAGCCAGAUGAAUUCUUUGGCAUCUUCAAGACAUUUACAUCAAGUUGGGAGCGUGCUAUGAGCGAUAAUGUAUCUGCUAAAAAGAAGCUUGAAACUAUGGAAAAGGCAAGACGAGCUGAGGAAGCACGCAUAGAGAAAAUAAAGGCACAACGACUUCGUGGUGUUGAUACCAGUGAUGCAAAUCAAUUAGGAAUGGAUGAAGAUAAGAACAUCAUGGAUAAUCUAUUAGAUAAAUUGAGAGAAGGAAAUAUAGACACAAGUAGUAGACGUAAUAGAAAUCAAGAAAAGUCUUUAACUCCACGUGAAAAACGAAUACAGAAGAGUGAAUCAAUUGUAAUCUUGGCUGAAAAUUUACUAAAAUCAAUUCAAUCAGAUAAUGAAAGCGAUUCGCCUACUUUAUCUAGAGGCAGUAGUCGUUCAUAUACAAAAAGAAACAAAAAUGAAUUAUCUAUUGCAGCAUCAUCAUUAGAGGAGUUUUCUGUUUAAAUGUAUUUUUAUUCUUUUUUUUUAUACCUUAAUUUAUACAUAUUCAUCAUAUAUUCUUUUUACAACAUGCUUAUGUAUAGAGAGAGAGAC